CCCCCCUCAGGGCUGCCACCGAGCAGGGAAGAAACACGGCCACACCCGAGGCUGACACAGGCAACCAAGGCAGGGUCCCCAACCCUGGGCUUAGGUCAUUUCAGCAGGAAAAGCCCCUCGCAUGAGUGAGGGAGCCCCCAAGAAAAGCCCCCCGGACCCGCAACACAGCCGAGAUGGGGUGCCCAAGGAAAACGCUCCCCCAUGGUUGACACAGGCGCCCAUGGCGGUGUCCUCAGAGUGGAGCCACUUUCCCAGGGAACCCUACCACACACCCGACAGAGAACACCUCAGAAAAGACACUUUCUGAGGAAAAAGGACACUUUCCCGGGCGAAAUUAAAGCAUCCAGGGAAAAACUGCCCCACUCACAGUCCUGAAGUCCUGACCUUGCCAGAGGAGGGGCGGCAGCACCUCUCAAAAUGGCAGUGAAGUUGUGGCGCCUCCCCACUGUUGUAACUUUCUAGAAACUUGCCUUUUGGGAGUUAUGGGAAACGUGCCCCCUCGCGUGCUUGGGAGUGAUGCUCAUGGGGAGGCGUCUCACCAGAAGCACCAAUCCGGAAAGGCUCAAGGCGGAUGGAAGGAAGGGAAGCUGACCGCUAUCGCGUGACCUGCCCCAGCCUAACACUGGGAACCUGUGUGGGGCGCCAGAGUCCGGAAGAGAAGUUUUGCGCUCAGCAGGACCGCUGGCGCCAGCGGGAGAACCAGGAAGCGCAGCUCUCCCCUUAGCUGACUCUCUGGUGCUCUCUACAGGUGGCCUUCACUAUCAACUGCACAGCGGGCAGAGGCAGAGGAACACAGAACCUUCUCACACAGCGGGAUAAAAGGGUGAAUUUGGAGCUGACAGGCAAAUAUAUCUUGUGAUAUAUUUCUCUGGCUUUGAUAUCAGGAUGCAGGCUUCUCCACUUCAAACGAGUCAACCAACUCCACCUGAGGAACUUCAUGCUGCUGCCUAUGUGUUUACAAAUGAUGGGCAGCAAAUGAGGAGUGAUGAAGUAAAUCUGGUUGCAACAGGGCAUCAAAGCAAAAAGAAGCAUUCCAGAAAAUCCAAGAGACACUCUUCAUCUAAGAGAAGGAAGAGUAUGUCCUCGUGGUUAGACAAACAGGAAGAUGCUGCAGUCACUCACAGCAUUCGUGAAGAGAGGAUAAAUAACGGCCAACCAGCAGCUGAUAACGUCUUGUCAACUGCUCCACCAUGGCCUGGUAAUAUGGCAGCAGCAGGAAUUUCAUCCAUAAGUAUGAGAGAUCUGUAUGCUACCAUCGCUCACAAUAUCCGUGAAGAGAGGAUGGAAAAUGGCCAAUCUCGAACUGAUAAAGUCUUGUCAACUGCUCCACCACAGCUUGUUCAUAUGGCUGCAGCUGGUAUUCCAUCCAUGAGUACCAGGGAUCUGCAUUCUACCGUCACUCACAAUAUCCAUGAAGAGAGAAUGGAAAAUGGCCAACCCCAACCUGAUAACGUCUUGUCAACUGGUCCCACAGGGCUUAUUAAUAUGGCAGCAACUCCUAUUCCAGCCAUGAGUGCCAGAGAUCUCUAUGCUACAGUCACUCACAAUGUCUGUGAACAGAAGAUGGAAAAUGUCCAACCAGCACCUGAUAACGUGUUGUUGACUCUUCGACCACGGCGUAUUAAUAUGACAGACACUGGUAUUUCACCCAUGAGUACCAGGGAUCCAUAUGCUACCAUCACUUACAAUGUCCCUGAGGAGAAGAUGGAAAAGGGCCAACCCCAACCUGAUAACAUCUUGUCAACUGCUUCAACAGGGCUUAUUAAUGUGGCAGGAGCUGGUACUCCAGCCAUCAGCACCAAUGGCCUGUAUUCCACCGUCCCUCACAACGUCUGUGAAGAGAAGAUGGAAAAUGACCAACCGCAACCUAAUAACGUAUUGUCAACUGUUCAACCAGUGAUUAUUUAUUUGACAGCAACUGGUAUUCCGGGCAUGAAUACCAGGGAUCAGUAUGCUACCAUCACUCACAAUGUCUGUGAAGAGAGAGUGGUAAAUAACCAACCACUACCUAGUAACGCCUUGUCAACUGUUCUACCAGGGCUUGCUUAUUUGGCAACAGCUGAUAUGCCAGCCAUGAGUACCAGGGAUCAGCAUGCUACCAUCAUUCACAAUCUGCGUGAAGAGAAGAAAGAUAACAGCCAACCAACCCCUGAUAACGUCUUGUCAGCUGUUACACCAGAGCUUAUUAACUUGGCAGGAGCUGGUAUUCCACCCAUGAGUACCAGGGAUCAGUAUGCUACCGUCAAUCACCAUGUCCAUGAAGCAAGGAUGGAAAAUGGCCGACGAAAACAGGAUAACGUCUUGUCAAAUGUUCUAUCCGGGCUUAUUAAUAUGGCAGGAGCUAGUAUUCCAGCAAUGAGUUCCAGGGAUCUGUAUGCUACCAUUACUCACAGUGUUCGUGAAGAGAAGAUGGAAAGUGGCAAACCCCAAACUGAUAAGGUCAUAUCAAAUGUUGCACCACAGCUUGGUCAUAUGGCUGCAGGUGGUAUUCCAUCCAUGACUACCAAGGAUCUGUAUGCUACCGUCACUCAAAAUGUCCAUGAAGAGAGGAUGGAAAAUAACCAACCACAACCUAGUUAUGACUUGUCAACUGUUCUACCAGGACUUACUUAUUUGACAGCAGCUGGUAUUCCGGCCAUGAGUACCAGGGAUCAGUAUGCUACCGUCACUCACAAUGACCAUGAAGAGAAGAUUAAAAAUGGCCAAGCAGCAUCCGAUAAUGUCUUCUCGACUGUUCCACCAGCACUUAUUAAUAUGGCAGCAACUGGUGUUUCAUCCAUGAGUACCAGGGAUCAGUAUGCUGCAGUCACUCACAACAUCCGUGAAGAGAAGAUAAAUAACAGCCAACCAGCACCUGGUAACAUCUUGUCAACUGCUCCUCCAUGGCUUCGUCAUAUGGCAGCAGCUGGAAUUUCAUCCACGAUUACCAGGGAUCUGUAUGUCACCACCACUCACAAUGUCCAUGAGGAGAAGAUGACAAAUGGCCAACAGGCACCUGAUAACUCCUUGUCAGCGGUUCCACCUGGUUGUAUUAAUCUGUCAGGAGCUGGUAUUUCAUGCAGAAGUACCAGGGAUCUGUAUGCUACUGUCAUUCACGAUAUCCAGGAGGAGGAGAUGGAAAAUGAUCAAACCCCUCCUGAUGGCUUCCUGUCAAAUUCUGAUUCACCAGAGCUGAUAAAUAUGACAGGACAUCGUAUGCCACCCAAUGCAUUGGAUUCUUUCUCUCACGACUUCACAAGUCUCAGCAAAGAUGAGCUGCUUUACAAACCUGAUAGUAAUGAAUUUGCGGUAGGCACCAAAAACUACAGUGUCUCUGCAGGUGACCCACCAGUUACAGCAAUGUCUUCGGUGGAAACUGUGCCAAAUACACCACAAAUAUCUCCUGCCAUGGCAAAGAAAAUUAAUGAUGAUAUAAAAUAUCAAUUAAUGAAAGAAGUUCGAAGGUUUGGGCAAAAUUAUGAAAGAAUUUUCAUUUUGCUUGAAGAGGUACAAGGAUCUAUGAAAGUCAAGAGACAAUUUGUUGAAUUUACCAUCAAGGAAGCAGCAAGGUUUAAAAAAGUUGUCUUAAUUCAGCAACUCGAGAAGGCGCUUAAAGAAAUAGAUUCCCACUGCCAUCUCAGAAAAGUUAAGCACAUGAGAAAAAGAUAAUUGUGUUAGUGCAAAGACCAAGGAGAAACAAGGACAUAUGCUGUAGGAUGGAACAGGUUAUUGCUGAAGCUCCCUAUAAUCCUGAAACGAAGAGAAUUCCCUUCCAGAAGCUACGAAAAAGGGAGCUGUUUAAAUUUAAUAAAUCUCUGUUAGUAAAAGCUG
This is a messenger RNA of Pan troglodytes (chimpanzee), 3810 nucleotides long. It is a transcript of the gene SAGE1, whose product is annotated as sarcoma antigen 1. The record is from RefSeq and is a predicted model, not a curated record. Gene Ontology annotation, cellular component: integrator complex. Bases 886 to 3648 code for a protein of 920 amino acids. The transcript is spliced from 20 exons. NCBI's taxonomy places the organism in Eukaryota, Metazoa, Chordata, Mammalia, Primates, Hominidae. Gene Ontology annotation, biological process: snRNA 3'-end processing.